Molecule: messenger RNA, 7529 nt
Organism: Phycodurus eques (leafy seadragon)
Lineage: Eukaryota; Metazoa; Chordata; Actinopteri; Syngnathiformes; Syngnathidae
Product: serine/threonine-protein kinase 36-like
Exons: 20
Coding region: 4090-7428 (1112 amino acids)
Biological process (GO): protein phosphorylation
Cellular component (GO): cytoplasm
Molecular function (GO): protein kinase activity; ATP binding
Source: RefSeq, a predicted model, not a curated record
CGCGAGGUGGAGGCUGACGUCAUUGCCGACCGCGCACCUGGAAGGGGAAUUCGGCCGCGGGUCGCCGCUGCUUCUGCGCCGGAUGACGUGCGCGCCGCCCGCGCUCGACGUGUCGUUGCGCACCGGGCUGAUGAAAUACUCCCAGCCUCGGUAGCCAAGUGCACCUUGCACGCCCUCGCACAGGCUCAAGGCCGCGUACGAGUCGCGGUCACCGUUCACGUAGCCCGAGUAGAAACAACGACUCAGGUCCACGGUGACGUCCGUAGCGGAGAGCCAGGGUGCGGACGGCCCGAUGAAGUUGGAGUCGUGCCGUAAAUCCACGUCGAGUUCCUGGUGGAAAGCGCGAAUUCUGAGAGUCUCCGCGUCGCGCUCGUGACGCUGCUGUCGGGUGUCCAACACGACCGGGAAGCAAAGUUCGCUUUCCGUGCAGCGAACCAGUUUGGAGAGCGACACCACGACGUGGAGCAGACACGUUGCUCUGCUAAACAUGACGCUAUUUGCAUUCGAAAGCUCAGGGAGAGCAGAUUGGUAAUCUAAACCAGAGUGCAAACUCCUCCUGGUCCUGACCCAUUCCCGGCCCGCACCUGUGUGCUCGCUCCGCCGCUGCCUUCCGUGCACUUUAUGCGUGCCUUGGGGAAACUCGAUCUGACUUUCGGAGGGGGCAGUCCGUUGCUUGGAGGAGACACUCCUCGGACGCGACGUCUGUUGCUGCGAGUCCCAGUGGACAGCCGGCGCGGUUCUGGUUCUGGCGACCCGCCGGAGGGUCCUUGCAAAAGUGCGGUGCGGCGCAGACGGAGAGCAAUGGGAGCAUUUAUUCAGUUUGCGCCGUAGGCUUUUGCUCCUCACUAGUAAGACGGAUCAUUCCGCGCGCCAGUUUCCACGACUGCCAUUCCUGCACACUCAUUCAACCAACCUCGACAUAGGCUACUAGUAGGAGAAGUCUACAUAAUUGAGCACUAGCAAGAUCAUUUUGUAUUACUAGCAGUUGUCAGCUGGUGCGGUUUGGGGUUUUUCUCUCUCUCUCUCUCUCUCUCUUACUACUAACUACUAACCCUUUUGUCCUACGAAUAUGCCAAAAUGUGUCCUACGAGUGAGGACCGAGCGCACAACAUGGAGCUUAAGCAGGAGAUCGAGGAGAUCAGAUAAAUGCUCAAUUGUAAGACAAUUCAGCGCACUGGUAGAAUGACCGUGUUACUGCGAAAGAGUGUUCCACUACUAUCGGCUUCCAUUGCUGCCAUAACAUUUCCGCACACCAGGAGGACAACUUUUGCAUACUAGUGGGACAACUGCAUGUGACUAAGGCGAAACUGCACUCCUUUUUAUCUGCGCAUUACUAGUAAUACUAGUGAAGCACUAGAUGCUGACUAGAAUCGUUUUUAUAAUGUCACAAGUAGCACUAGUAGCACACAGUUUUCAAGUAGUGCAGUUUCGCCUCACUAGUAACACAUACUUGUCCUACUAGUAUGUCAAAAUUGUCAUACUAGUGAGGACAAAGAGUGUACUAGUACACGCAGCUUAAGAAUUGUAUCAGGGAUAUUGAAGCAAUUCUCAAGCAGCUUUCCAUAAAUUAGUUGAAGCACUUAUUCAAUAUCCUUGAUAUCGAGCUUAAGGUUGCAGUAAUAGGCCCAAAGUGGCACUAAAAACCAUUCGGCCUUCGAGGAAGACAGUUGGUCUUCUAGUGCACAGAAAGUGAAGACAAAGCGUGUACUAGUACACGGACCAAGGAGAACGACACCUGUACAGUACUAUGAAUUCCAAUACAAGACCUAGAUUAAAAAAUUUUUUAAAAAUGAUGUGACUUUUAAUGAGAUUCACCUAACAGGAUGAUGCAGUGUAGUUUUAUGCAAACAAUAAUAAUGUUUCAAUUGUUAUUGUAAUCCCUUCCUGACAUGCAUUGUUAGUAUUUGUAAAGGCGCAACCAUUGACGCGGCCCUGACAAGAUCGUGCAGGUACACCUCAUGUUUGCCUCAAGAAUGUUGCGGAUAUAUUGAAAUGCAGCCAUUAUAAUACAUAUGACUGGAACAGAACAGACACAAUUUGGGUUAUUUACUGAACUGUGAAUCACAUACGGCCUCUAGUGUUCAAAUGAAGAAGUUCGGGGGAGCUGGAGUCUUGUGACUUUUUGCAAAUUCACUGUACAUUUCCAAAGUCUAAUGACAGAUUGUGGCCGGAAAGGUUUUGUGAGAACGAAGUGACUCUGCAUCGCUGGCCGCAACAUUAGGCACACGAGCUCGUGAGGUCCAAUCAUACGGGGUCGUCAAAUGUAUGUGGCGCCUUCUGAAAUUCUUUUUGGGCAGUUUCCCCACUUUAAUCUUGAAGAUAAUGAAACAAAUACAAAGAAAAUAUAAAUAUCAGACAAAGAUAACCCAAACACAUCAAGUGCAGUUUUGAAACGGAGAAAGUCAAAAACUAUUCCAAGCUACCUGGCCCUCAGUCCCUGUGUGCUGAAGUACAGUCGUUGCCCCCUAAACCUACGAACUGCUUGGUCCGCCCUCAGCCGCAAGCAUUUUCUACAACUAGCAAGGACUCUUUCACAUCUCUUUGGAGAAUUUUUGGAAUUCAGUAAGACCGGAGGGUUUUCUAGCAUGAACGGCCUUUUUAAGGUCAUGCCACAGUAUUGAAAUCAGAUUCAAGUCCGGACUUUGACUAAGCCCCCCCCCCCCUAUACCUUCAUUUUGCUUUGUUUGGUUAGGGUUAGGGUUAGGGUUAGGCCAUCAGUCCGUGACCUCAAGCCGAAGAGCACUUAAAAAAACAAAAGCCUGAUCACAAAAGAACACCAUUUUCUUUUUCUGAAAUGCUGUUACAUUGACGCCAGAUAUAAUGAGACACACACCUUCCAAAAAUGUCAACUUCCGUUACGUCAGUCCGUAGAAUACUCUCCCGAAAUAUGAGAUGAAAUAUAUCAUUCCAAUAUUUUUUGAUCAGCAGUGUUUUUUGUUUUUUUUCCUGACAACUUUGCCAUUGAUGCCAUUUUUGCCCAGUCUCUUCCUUGUUGUGUGAUGAACACUGACCUUAACUGAGGCAAGGGAGGCCUGCAGUUCUGUAGAUGACCUUUUAAACCUCCCGGAUGAGUCGUUGCUGUGUCCUUGGGGUAAUUUUGGGAGACCAGCCAAACCUGGGAGGUUCACCACUGUUCCAUGUUUUCUCCAUUUCAACGUGUUUCCCUGGAUUCCUAAAGCUUUAGAAACAAACGUCUUUGUAACCCUUUUCCGGACUGUUAGCUGUUCAUUGCUUUAUUUCUCAUCUGUUCUUGAAUUUCUUUGGAUUGUGGAAUUUUUUGUUUCGAUUUUUUGGAGAUCUUUUGGCUGACAUAAUUUUUUUGUCAGAGAGGUUCUAUUUAAGUCAUUUCUUGAUUGGACAGGUCUGGAAGUAAUCAGGCUUGGGUGUAGUCAGUGAAAAUGAAGUCAGCUUUCCCAAAAAUGUCAAUUCACGAGUUAACAGGAGGGGCAGUUACUUUUGCACCCAGGGCCAGGUUGCUUUAAAGCAUUUAUUUCCACGAACAAAAAUAAACUCUGCAUUGCAUCUUUGAUAUUUAUUGGCCUUUGUUUGAUGAUUUUAAACAUUAAAGUGGGGAAAUGAUGAUAAAAUAAAAGGAGAAUUGGAGAAGGAGGCAAAUACUUUGUCAAGGUACCGUAAGAGCUGUGUGACAAAUUCUGCCUUCAUAACCAUCAUGAUAAUGCUCCAUUUUGAUUGAUGUGGUCAGAGAAUGAACAGAACGUGUCUCGUGGUGGCUGCAGUGGAGAACUGCACUGCAUCACGCUUGGAGGUUGUUUCCAAUACAUUUCGCACGAGAGGUGCCAAAUGUUAGGAAUGAGUCUCCCUAUUACAACCAUCUGUGAUCUUUAUCAAUCAGAUUUUCCAUUUUACGAAGAAGAAGACCCCCUAGGAAAAUAGCAAACGCGAUCAAAUACGUAUGUGGCUUUGAUGCUGAAUGGAUACGCAUAUUGCGAUACAUACCGAUGGCCGACAUAAAAGAGAGCCGGUCACCUUUGUGACGAGGCCCUUCAACUCCAAUUGUCCUACUUGUUCACGUCAUGCCUCCCUCUAUAAUAUCUUGUUGCUUGUUACCUCCUGAAAUCUGACAUUAAGAUGGAUUCCUACCACGUUUUGGCUCAAGUCGGGCAGGGCUCGUUUGGUCGUGUUCAUAAAGGAAUGAAAAGGUUUACAGGCCAAGUGGUCGCUCUGAAGUUCAUGCCGAAGAUGGGACGUUCAACUAAAGAGCUGCAAAGUUUAAAGAAGGAAAUUGAGAUAAUGAGUAACCUUCAACAUCCUAACAUUGUGAAACUUUUUGACAGCUUCGAAACUGAAACAGAGGUGGUCGUGGUGACCGAGUAUGCGGAGGGUCAAUUGUUUCAGAUCAUUGAAGCGGAUGGUAGUCUACCAGAAAGUCAGGUUUGCGAGAUUGCCUGCCAGCUCGUCUCAGCUCUGUAUUAUUUGCACUCCCGCCGUAUUCUUCAUCGAGACAUGAAACCACAAAAUAUCCUCUUUGAUAAAAACGGUGUGGUGAAACUGUGUGACUUUGGGUUUGCAAGGGCAAUGAGCAUCUCCACCAUGGUGGUAACGUCUAUCAAGGGAACACCCCUGUACAUGUCCCCCGAGCUAGUGGCAGAGAAUCCUUAUGACCACACUGCUGACCUCUGGGCGCUAGGCUGCAUUCUUUAUGAAAUCCAUACAGGGGUGCCCCCGUUCUGUGCCGAUUCCAUCUUCCACUUGGGGCAGCUCAUCGUGAGAGACCCCAUCCAAUGGCCGAAGACUAUGAGCAGCGCGUGCACGAGUUUCCUGAAAGGUUUGUUAAUCAAAGACCCUCAGAAGCGACUGUCGUGGCCAGACCUCCUGCAUCAUCCUUUUGUUGCUGAUGGGGUUCAAGUGAUUCCAGACACAGGUGUUUUCAGUCCUCUGACAGCCACACUUGACCCAGACAUGCUGGCACUCAAACUGAAGCAAAUGGCAGAAAAGACAUCACCAGAUUACGGAGAGAGCAGAAUAUUUCGGAAGAUUCGGGAGCAAAGAAACAAAAGUCACGCGAAGAAACAUGGCGACAGUGCUAAAGAAAAGAAAGACGGACUGGAACCUGAAAGUGAUUGCGCAGCAGCAGUAACGCCCCUUCUAGAUACGAGCCCCCCUGUUGAUUUUGCUUCAGCUAAUUCAACUUUUUCAUCUUCAAGUCUGGAACAAAGCAACUAUGCUGUGGUUACAUCAAGUCAUCUCCACAGGGGUCCGAUCAGUCAGGACUACGAACAAGAGUUCCCCGCAGUCGAGGUCGGGCCACGGCUAGAACGAAGGACACCCAAACGUUCGACAACCGUCGACAGUGAGGAAUUCUGGGAGAAACUUGUUGAGGAGUCCGAUCCGAGCCGACAAAGACAAGAACAAUUCAACUUCAGCGGUAUUAUGUCGAAACUGAAAUCCACCAUGUUUGCGUUCAAGCAGCAGUCUCGUUUCUGUGGCAAGCGAAGUGAUGGUGUCCUAAAAGACACGUGGCACAUUGGCCAGCCGCUGAAGGUCUUGCAGAACCUGAUUCUAACCUCCGACCUUGCCGCGACGAACCGCAUUGGCGUUGAACUUGGACUGCCGUGUCUCCUCAUUGACUUGAUUCACGACUCUUUGGACAACUCACGUUUCAUUGAGCAGCCGUGGAGUCUGCAAACACUUGGAGAAAUGAUGGCUGCGCUGCUGAUCUACUGGGAGAAGAACCAUGACUCGUUGAGGGAAGAAAACAGAGCUGAAGAAUUCACCGAGCCCUUCAUGACAAUUCUUACUCAAGCAGACCUCAGACCUUUAGCUCCUCUGGCUGCCUCCGUUUUGUCCCUCUUUGCUCGCAACAAGGUUGCUGUCAAUGUUGACAUGGAGACGCUCAGCUCCUUGCUGAAAGAACGUGUGUCUGGUUCACAUCAGCUCCAGCUUCCGCUCCCAUCAGGCUGGGCACUCUGUGACGGCCUCCUGUCUUUACUUCUGCACACUCUCUCUGAGCACGGCUGUGGAUUUUCAUGUUUGGAUCCACGUACAUUUCAUCAUCUUUGGAAAAGGACUGGAACCUCAUUAGCAUGGACAACGCCGGACGUGGACUUCUGUUCGACAAACGGACUUUAUUUUCUGAUGUCUGCCACACUGUUGGUCUUCUGCGCUGAUCCAUAUUCCUAUAUUUCCCUCUUUUAUGAGAGCAAAUCAACGUUCAUAUACACUCUCGGCUGGGUGCUGAGCUCUGAAUGUCUUUCGUCGUUUGCUGAAGCUAAUCCAGUGGAAUUCGAAGCGAGUUUAAAACACGAGAGCUUGAUCCAGUUGAGCUGCCACUUCCUUUGCCUCCCGUUCGCUUUGGACAUAACUGCACACGAGGGUUCCAGGAUACUGCAGUUGUAUGACAGCUGUGGUGUUGUUAAAGGACUUGUGCAGGUUAUUCAAAGGCUUCCUGUUUCAUUAGUGGAGCUGCCACUCUCACUUGUCCGCCGCUUGUUGCUAUGUGACCGUCAGCGCGCGCUUUCCCGCCUCAUUAGCGCCGCUCAUGGCUUUUUCUCUGCGCCGACACUCGCUCCAUUGGAUCGGCAGACAUCGACCAGAACCGCCAGUUCUUUGCUCUCGGAUUUGCUGCGGCUGGAUGAGCUCGGGGACUCUGCCGUAGAACUUCUCUCUCUGUUAUACCUCGUCACCUCUUUCUGCCCUAAUUCUGGUUGCCUCCAGCUUUACCUCGAAUCCUCUGUGUUGCACCAAGCGCUCGCUCACUCUUAUGACCCGAUCAAGGCUGCCACAUGCAAGGUUUUGGGAAAGUUGCAUCCAUUCAAGUCUCCUAAAGUGCCCAAUUUGCAUCCUAACAUACUCAAAAGCAUGAGAGACCUUCUUGAGGAUUCUAAUGUGCAUGUGCGGCAGGCGGCUUGCUUGUCAGUUGGGAAAUGGUUGGGUUAUAUUGCAGUGGAGGCAGGGUUUAGCACAAAAAGUCCCAACGGAAAUGGAGGCAACACUACAGAGAGAUUAAAAGCGGAGGACAAUGAUGCACACGGGGGUUCAAGAAGGGAGACUCACAUUGCCAUGGUGACAGUAGAGAAUGAAUUGCCUGAAGAGAUGAGACAGUGGCUCGAAGAAGCCAGGAUGGCGGGGGCGACGCUGGCAUCAUUGACCUCCGACCCUGAUGCCCACACUCGUCUCCAUGCCUGCGCGGCUCUGGGAAACCUGCUACAUGUUGAAGGUGCCGUACCGGAGCUGCUGGACGAGAGCGUGUCCAGAUUAGUUCUGAGAGCCGCGUGCACAGAUUCCCACAAGGCGGUGAGAGAAGCCGCCGUUGCAACGUUCAACUUGCACACUCGGCAAGACUCAAUGCUACAGGAUCUGCAAUCCCUAAAUGCUGAAAAGAAACUUCAGGCGUCAGAGUAUGUACCUUCUGAAUGUGAAUCUUCCCCUCAUCAGACAACUGAAAGGCAAUUGAGAGAACUACUGUAGAAACAAUUGAUGUUUGUAUGGAUUAUUUGUUAAUGGCUUUCUGUUCAAUCUUACCCAAAUUGCAUUGUAAAGAUGUGUGCAAAUAAAACAUGACAUUUUAU